Molecule: messenger RNA, 816 nt
Organism: Umbelopsis ramanniana AG
Lineage: Eukaryota; Fungi; Mucoromycota; Umbelopsidomycetes; Umbelopsidales; Umbelopsidaceae
Exons: 1
Coding region: 183-779 (198 amino acids)
Source: RefSeq, a predicted model, not a curated record
UACAAGAAAUCGAAGCACUUGCCAUCGUAUGGGGGAUAAAGAAGUUUCGACCAUUCCUAGAGUAUGGCCAUUUCACAGUGUUCACAGAUCACUCUUCCUUGCAGUGGUUGCUGAGAACAAAAGAAGAAAAACAAGGAAGACUGGCCAGAUGGGCUUCAGAGCUGCAUGGCCACUCCUUUGUCAUGAAGUACAUCCCAGGCAACUCCAACUUCGUUCCCGACAUGUUGUCUCGCAAUCCUCUUCCAACUAUCUCUGCUAUCAAAUCUGCCGAUGUGACCAUCGACUGGGAAGCUGAACAAACCAAAGACCAGCAACUGCUGCGAGUGAUAACGGACUCUUCCGCUAACUUUGUCCAAGAGAAGAAUAUUUGGUACAGAGUGGUCCAAGACCCUCGCUCUCCCAAGCGCAACCGUUUGUUGUUAGUUGUACCAUCCCAACUCCAACAGGAAGUGAUUCGCCUGAAUCACGAUCCUCUGUUCUCCGGCCGCCUUGGUGCCCACAAAAGCACACCACCCAAACUGCUUCCUCGCUGGGUCGGUCCCUUCCGUAUCCUGAAUGUAUUUUUUCCUUCGAGAUAUGAUGUCGGCCACUCGACAACCAUACCACAAUGUGGACAUCUCUCGACUCAAUCGUUUCCACGCGCACGAGUAAAACAUCAUUUUCAGUGGAGGGAUGUUGUGAACCGGUUACAUUCUUUUCAAUGUCAAAUUGUUGUAAAGUCACCUGACCUGACUCCACCUGUGCCUAAACCAUCCUAUGCCCUAAGCCGCUCACUAUGAUCUGUACCUAUGCCCGAAUAUAUCAGAGCGAACAAUC